GUGCGAGGUUGGGGGCAGUGGCGUGAUAGCUACCUUUGCUAUCGACAACCUUGUGCCAACCCACCUCCCCCCCACGUGCCCUUCCAUUGGCGCGUCUGAUAACUCUGUACACAGUAAUCUGUACACGAGCUCCGAAUCCGAGCGCCCGGAUUCCCGUGGGGUUUUGACCGCCGCCGCCGUCACGCUUGUGACGCGCCCUGUCCAAAUUGGGAUAUCCUCUGCCCGAACAAGCGGCCGACAACGCGCCAGGUCGUCACUUUGGGGUUGUUCCUCAUCACACGUCCUUCCGAAGCCGGUUAAACCGCCCAGUCCUUGGCCCUCCCCGCGCUUGCCCGCCGGAGGGGGGCGAUCUGCGUGUCGUCUUCACCGGAGCUCAGUCCGUCGAGCGGAGGGGGGGUUGAGAUGAUCUUCGUCCCUUCACCUCAGCCCUGCCCGCCCCGGUCUUGAAUGCGACUUGUCUUUUGGGUUCCCGGGAACGGGGGAUGUCUCGGCUUUCUUGCGGGAAUUGGUUUAGCUUGCGAGGGCAACGGUGGUCGGUUACCAGGGGGCGCUGGUGCUACGCUUGUUCGCUUGAGGGGAAGGCUGUUGUUGGAGGGAGGGUUGUUCAUGGUCGUGGCCUGGAGAUGCACGACCUCACUGGGAUACCUCUCUUUCCACCCUCCCGCUCUUGAUGAAAACAGGAAUGGUUAAGCGGUUGAGAUGUCAGCUGUGGGAGGCUAAAGGUUGCGUGGCGCUGGUGGCUGCAGUAGGUUGGCUGACAACAACCUCACCGACCUGCAGCUACUUGUAGCUUGCUGCACCUAACCAAUUUCAUGACGGGGUGAGGCCGCUAAGUGAGGUGCCGUGACUCGGCUUCGUCUUCCUCGAGUGCGUGACAUAAAAGUUGGGGUACUUCCACGGCCCGAUGUAAUAAUGACAAGCACGAUCGAGUGGUGAACAGUGUUGUCGAACUCAACGACGGGAGAGUAUACCGGCAUAGCCCUUCCUGUUGAGUUGCGAGGUCAGAAAUGGCCGCUAACUCCAGGCUACGUACUGCUCUUGUAGAUGAGAAAGAAGCUCGGUGACACAACAUACAUACUGC
This is a messenger RNA of Chaetomium fimeti, 1081 nucleotides long. RefSeq lists its product as uncharacterized. The transcript has 2 exons. The record is from RefSeq and is a predicted model, not a curated record. NCBI's taxonomy places the organism in Eukaryota, Fungi, Ascomycota, Sordariomycetes, Sordariales, Chaetomiaceae. The coding region runs from base 448 to 690 and encodes 80 amino acids.